GUUGCGCAUUCGUUAGUAUUCGUUCGCCAUUUGAGUUACGAACGUCGUUGUGUUCUUGUCGUCUUUGGCGAUUUGCUUAAGAGUUGCUUUUGAAAAAUGUCUGGGCAGCAGCCACAACGUGCACGCGGCCGUGGUGGUCGUGGUCAGCAGCGUCCCCAAGGUGACGGUGAUGCACCGAGACAAUGGGGACCUAGUCGAGGAAGGGGAGGUCCACGUCCGGGCCCCCCUCAGGGAGGUGGUGCUUGGGGUCCGACACCGGGAGGGUCUCAACAACAACAGCAGCAGCAACCAGCGAAUGCCCCAACCUGGGGCCCACGUCCGGCUGGAGCUUGGGCACCAAGGCCACAACAACAACCACAACAAGGAUUUGGACAGCAAGGUCAUGCAGAUGCGGCAUCGGUUCAAUCUGCCGGAAGAGCCGCCCGAAGAGUUGACGAAAUACGUCCGGGUGAACAACAGGUUGCUAUGCAGGUUGGUGGAGGUGGAGAUGUUGGCACUGGGAUGGCAACAAAACGAGGCGGUAUUCGUGGAAGGAGAGAAAUCAAAGCUGUGGAUAUCAUGACGACAAAACCCACAACCAUUCAAGUGAAACAAGCCACUGAUGGUAGUAAGAUUCAGUUAGCUUCCAAUUUUUUUAAAUUGGAGAAAGUACCGGAGUGGACCUUGUACCAAUACAGAGUUGAUUUUGCGCCUGAAGUUGAUAAUAUUAGAGCACGCAAAGGUAUGGCUCGUACCGGGUUAAAGGAUCACCUUCCUGCUCAUAUAUUUGAUGGCACCAUUUUGUAUUCAUCUAGAAGGUUAAGUAUGGACCCAUUUGAGGUGUUCGUGCAAAGUAAUAAAGGGGAAGCUAUAAGAAUCACCUUACGCCUUUGUCAAGAUGUACGUCACUAUGAACCUUUGAAUAUUCAGAUUUUUAAUCUGAUCAUGAGAAAUUGUUUACGAUACCUAAACUUACAAUUGGUGAAACGUAGUUAUUUUGAUGCUGGAGCUGCUCAAAAAGUAGAAAACCACCGAUUUGAGGUAUGGCCCGGCUAUGACACGUCCAUUAGACAAUAUGAGCAUUCAGUGAUGAUGAAUGUAGAAAUAAUCAGCAAGUGUAUGCGUAUUGACACAGCCCUUGAUUUCCUCAAUGAGUGUCAUCAAAACGAUCGGGGCAAUUAUCAAGACAGUUUUGCACGAGAAAUAAUUGGCAGUGUUGUUAUCACCAAGUAUAAUAACAAGACUUAUAUGGUUGAUGACGUUGAUUGGACUUCUAAGCCAACGAGUCGUUUUCAACGCAAGGAUGGGAGUGAAAUUAGUUACAUCGAAUAUUUUCAAACGCGUUAUAAGGAUCUUUGCAUUCGCGAUAAAGGCCAACCUAUGCUGGUAUCAAGAUCAAAAGCAAGGGAAAUACGAUCUGGAAUGCCAGAAACUGUUUAUCUUGUGCCAGAACUUUGUACAAUGACUGGCUUGACCAACAGCCAGAGGUCUAAUUUCCAAUUCAUGUCUGCAUUAGCUAAGCACACGCGAAUUAGCCCUCAGGAUCGCGUUAAUAAAUUAAGAGACUUCCAUAAGAGAUUGGCUAGUAAUCCAGAUAUUCAGAGAGAACUACGGCAAUGGGAUAUUAAAUUUUCCAAUGAAUUGGUCCAUUUUGAAGGUCGAUGUCUUGCGAGGGAACAGAUUAAAUAUCAUUCUGAUAGUAUUCCUGCUGCCGAGGAUGCCAGUUGGACUAGAGAUUUGCAAAAACAACGCAUGUUAUAUGAGGCUCCACUAACUAAUGAGCAUGGUGGUUGGGUUGUAAUGUGUACCAGACAUGAUGUUAGUGAUGUGAACAAAUUUAUUGAGUGUAUUACACGUGCAGCACAUGGUAUGGGUUGGCGAAUUCCUAAACCACGUGACGUUGUGGUUACAAACGACGACCGUACAGGAACACUCCUUGCUCAUCUCGACGAAAUCAUCACUCAUGCCAAACCACAGUUGAUUUUCAAUGCAAUUAGUGGGAAUAAGCCUGAUCGUUACAAUGCUAUUAAAAAGAAAUGUUACGUAGAAACUAGUACAGCUAAUCAAGUGGUGCUUGGACGUACUAUGAAAGGUAAAGCAGCGAUGUCUGCGGCUACAAAAGUAGCUAUCCAAAUGAACUGUAAACUUGGAGGAGCACCAUGGUCGGUAUCUUUGCCACCCGAUACUAUGUUCGUUGGAUUCGAUGUAUGCCAUGAUCCAAAAGAUCGUACGAAAAAUUAUGCGGCGAUGGUUGCUAUGUUAGACCAGCGUGGUACACAAUAUUACAGUAACGUACAGUCACAUUUUAAAGGAGAAGAAAUCUCCAACUAUUUUGGCACAGCCUUGGCACAGGCUAUGAAGUCUUAUCAGAAACUCAACAAAGUACCACCUGGUAAAGUAGUUAUUUAUCGUGAUGGUGUUGGUGACGGUCAAAUUCCUUUUAUUUUGGAACAUGAAGUUGAUCAUAUUAAAAGUGUUCUGAAAAGAGUAUUUGAAAAUGCUGAGCCAAAAAUGGCAUUUAAUAUUGUGACAAAGAGAAUAUCAACUAGGAUGUUCUCAACGGAUAGAACUGGUAGAUACUUUAAUCCACCACCAGGAACUGUGGUAGAUGAUGUGGUGACUUUACCAGAAAGGUACGAUUUCUUUUUGGUGAGUCAAUGUGUACGUCAAGGCACAGUAACGCCAACGUCAUAUAAUGUAAUACAUGACACCACAGGUUUCACCGCGUCACAAAUGCAGCGUAUGACUCAUAAAUUGACACAUAUGUAUUUUAAUUGGUCAGGAACCAUUAGGGUACCAGCUCCAUGUCAAUACGCUCACAAGUUGGCGUUUAUGGCGUCGCAGAACCUCCAACGUGCCCCGAAUGCGGGCAUAAGUCACACAUUGUUCUACCUCUAAACCUUUCAUACUUUUAUAAUAUUUUGUAUUACGUUAGUUAUUAAUACCCAGCAACAUAAAAUGUCCAAAUAUU
Molecule: messenger RNA, 2950 nt
Organism: Onthophagus taurus
Lineage: Eukaryota; Metazoa; Arthropoda; Insecta; Coleoptera; Scarabaeidae
Gene: aub
Product: piwi like RNA-mediated gene silencing protein aubergine
Molecular function (GO): protein binding; RNA binding
Source: RefSeq, a predicted model, not a curated record